Cyclopterus lumpus (lumpfish) is the source of this 3023-nucleotide messenger RNA. It is a transcript of the gene znf384b, whose product is annotated as zinc finger protein 384 b. The record is from RefSeq and is a predicted model, not a curated record. NCBI's taxonomy places the organism in Eukaryota, Metazoa, Chordata, Actinopteri, Perciformes, Cyclopteridae. Gene Ontology annotation, biological process: regulation of transcription by RNA polymerase II. Bases 446 to 2083 code for a protein of 545 amino acids. The transcript has 12 exons. Gene Ontology annotation, cellular component: nucleus. Gene Ontology annotation, molecular function: RNA polymerase II cis-regulatory region sequence-specific DNA binding; DNA-binding transcription factor activity, RNA polymerase II-specific.
UUUUUUUUCUGCUUUGCUUGUUAUUCUUUCCCCCAAGCAGCUGCGGGAGGGCACUUCAGACCCAGUGCGCUGUCUGCGAGCUAACUGUAUGUUAAUCAGUACGUCGGGCCUGAUUAACUACAAGAUGCGAGCAGCCGAAAUGGAGUCCUUCUGUUGCGCGACGGCUAAUAGUAAACAAGGUCCCAUUUGGUGGCAUUUGAUCAAAGUUAGCUUGAGGUUUGGCGUAGUUCAUCACGCGGAAUGUGGGUCUGUUGAGCCAACUUCGAGCUAAGAAGUUGAAUUUGCUGUAAAUAGCCCGAGAGCUUUUUCCAUUAGGAUCCUACAGGACUCGAGCGGAGUGAGCCACUGCAAUAAGAGCCCCGCAUCUACAGGGGCCCUUAACCACCCCCCCCCCCCCCCCCCCCCCAGCCCCCAGCUUCACUGUGUGGCAAUUAGUUUGUGUGAAAUGAUGGAAGACUCUCAUUUUAAUUCAUCGUAUUUCUGGUCUCCCAUCCCCAAUGUACCGGGACAGAUUGAGAAUGCCAUGUUCCUGAACAAAAUGAAAGAGCAACAGGAAAAGAAUGCUUCCUUCUCUUCUUCCCCUGCAUCCCACUACCAAACGGCGCUCCUCACCAUCCCAACCAGUGGGUCAAAGAUAGAUGGAGGAGGGCAGGUUGGCAGUGUGGCGCACCUCCACCCUGCUCACAGCACCCAGAACAUGCUGUCUGUCCCCUCCACGGGCAUCAUGACAGCAGCUGGUCUGGUCAUCACAACUCCUCAAGGAACACUUGUCUCUCCCACCUGCUCUCAAUCGUUUGUCUCUGGUCAUCCAGCAACAACCAUGAUCGUUUCAGCACUCCAUUCUGCAGACCGAAAAGACGGGGAUGUGGCGUCCCAUGUGGUCGUGAUGCCAGCGCCCUCCAAACGCGGCAGAAAGAAGAAGACGGCGUUGUCUAGGGUUGGUGCUGUGGGUGGACUAGGAAAUGAAACGCUAAUACUGGCUCAUCUCACAGCCGGUGGCCAGUUGGCGUCCUUGCAGCAUCAUACUGGAGACCCAUAUGAUCUGUCAAAUGAAGAGGAAGACCACGGCCCGAAAGAUAGCACGAAGACGUACAGGUGCCGGAUGUGUGCGGCGACCUUCCUCAGUAAGUCUGACAUGCAGAUCCACUCCAAGUCGCACACAGAGGCCAAACCUCACAAGUGUCCUCACUGCGCCAAGUCAUUCGCCAACUCCAGCUACCUGGCCCAGCACAUCCGCAUCCACAGCGGGGCCAAGCCUUACACCUGCUCCUACUGCCAGAAAUCUUUCAGGCAGCUCAGUCAUUUACAGCAGCACACACGAAACCACACAGAGUCAAAGCCUCAUAAGUGUCCCCAUUGUACCAAGUCAUUUGCCAACUCCAGCUAUCUGGCCCAACAUGUCCGCAUCCACACCGGAGUGAAACCCUACACCUGCUCCUACUGCCAAAAACACUUCAGACAGCUCAGUCAUCUUCAGCAGCACAAUAGGAUUCACACCGGAGAUCGGCCCUACAAGUGUAUCCAUCCAGGCUGCGAGAAAUCCUUCACGCAACUCUCAAAUUUACAGUCCCACCGGCGUCAACACAACAAGGACAAGCCCUACAAGUGCACCAACUGCAAUAAAGGAUACAUAGAUGCAGCGAGUCUGGAGGUGCACAUGUCCACACAUACUGUCAAGCACGCCAGGAUCUACUCAUGUGGUCUCUGUAACCGCACUUAUACCUCAGAGACAUAUCUGGUGAAACACAUGGAGAAACACAACCCAGACCAGCUGUCUGCAUCAGCAGCACGGGCAGCACAACAGAACCAAAGCCAGCUCCCGGGUCAGAGCCGGCUAGACGGCGCAGAUGGAGGAUCGGGCCGACCUGGGGGUGCCGGAAGCGGAGGCCAGCAGGGACAGAGCCAGGUCAACUACCCCCAGACAGAAUCCAUCUCCUGUCCAUUUGACCUGCACCAGUAUAAGACAGUGUCUGCUAGUGACAUCCAGUACAAACCUGUCAGCGUAGCUGACAUUACUUCCCACAAGGACCUCUGUCUCACUGUGUCAGCAUCCACCAUUCAAGUGGAGCACCUUAACUCUUAGAGGUGACGAAACAAGGAAGUUUGGGGAGUGGGGAAGGUCAAAUUAAUUCAAGAAAUUGAGGAUGGAGAGUCAAAGAAUAAAAGCAAUACUAAGGUGAUACAAGAACUUAGGAACACAUGACUGUGCCUGAACUGUGGUUUGAGGCAGACGGGACACACAAUAUGGUGGCACAGUAUACCGAAGACUAUAAUUUUGUCUUUUUUUUAUUUUAGUUGGUCUCUUUUUUUCUUUCUGCCUUGUUUGAUUUGUUUUCCUUGUACUAAGCUGUCCUGUCUGAAUAGAAAGCGCAUGUAUAGGCUGCAAUAAAGUAUGUUUCAGUCCAUCACAGUGAUGGUUUUAUGAUAAGAAGAGAGUCAAAGUGCUUCUCUUAAUUGUUUUAUCACCUCCUGCUCUUCCCAACAAAUACAGCGUUGGCAAUAGCAGUUUAGGGUCUCUGUUGAUGAAAUUGAUAGUUGACUGAAGGUAAAUUUUUAUACUUUCAUGCAGAGACUUUCAGCUUUUACAGCAGUGUUAUCAGCUCUACUAUGUUGUAAAAUAUAUGCCCACAAUUAAUUCUUUUUAACCUUAAAGGGACAGAGAGGUCAUUUCCUUUUAAGGAAAGAAAAAUGUCAAUCAAGUAUAUAUAGAUAUACUGUAUAUACUACCAGUUUAUAAUGUAUGAUUGUGUGUUUAAAGGAUGUGGUAAUCCAUAUAACCUAUUUAGACCCAUUCACAGGCCUUCACAUGACCUUUGGGGAAGUGAUGAGCCAAUUCACGUUUCAUGUAAUCCUAUUGUACUGAUUUGUGUGUAUGUCCUAAAAGAAAUGUUAUCCAAAUGUGCUCUUGCUAUUAUACUACCACGAUAACAAUGUUUAUAAUACUUCUUUAUAGACAUACUUACACAUCUGAAAUUUGUCUUUUUUUGGCUUAUAAUACAAUAAACCCUCUGAUAUGUUUCUCA